AUGACAGAUUCCCAUACAGCUGCAGAAAAAUUGAAAAAAUACCAAUUAAAUUUAGGCACAAAUGUACAGAAGUUGAUACACGACGUACCAACUAGAUGGAACUUUACUUACAAUAUGAUAGACAGAUUUAUAAUAUUAGAAGAGCCGAUUAAAGCAACAAUAGCAAUCAUUAAUAAGAACUUACCACAAAUUACAAGUGCAGAGUGGGAAAUAUUGCAUGAAUUGGCAGUCAUACUAAAACCGAUUGAAUCAGCAACAAAAAUUAUAAGUGGAGAACAAUAUCCAACCAUAUCUAUUAUAAUACCAUUGACAUCAGGAUUAAAAAACAUCUGCCAGAAACUAAAACAAAAAGAUUUUUCAACAGUAACGCAACAGAUAAUAUACCAUAUUGAAAUAGGAAUACUAGAAAGAUUUACAGAAGUAGAAACAGACAUAAUAAUACAAAUUUUUUCGUUAUUGACUAAAUUAGUAAAUAAUUUAUUUUGCAUGGUGGCUACUUCAGUGCUAUGCGAAAGAUUAUUUUCUAAAGCCGGGUUAAUUUUAACAGAAAAAAGAAACAGAUUACAGGCAGAAAAAUUAUCUAUGCUGUUAUUUUGUUCUUUGUAUUUUAUUUAUAGUAUUUGUAUUAUGUUUUAUUUAUUAAUUAUAUUUUCUAACUGUGUUACACUUUGUAAAAAUCUAAAGACGCUUACAAUUAAAUUAAAACUUGCAAUUCAUAAUUAUUGACUUAUUUUCAUUACUCUUCACUCUUCCUCAUUAAAGCAUUCUUUUAUUUACUAUUCCUUACUUUACUUUAUUUUAUGCGAUGUAUUUGAUGUCGUUAAUUACAUACUUAUGUAUAUAGAAUAUAUGUAAAAUAUACAGGUAGGGUGUUUUUCAUUACGGCGCAUAUCCAUUUAGGCUGAAGAUUCUAACACGCAUACAAGGAACAGUUAUGUUCUUCACCAAUCAGAAGCGAUCACGAAAAAUCACGAAUCACUGUGAAAAAUCACCGUGAUCGAAUCACGAGUGAUUCACAAGUAGCAGUUCUAGCCAUCUCUAGUGUAGACUGACGAUAUAGUAACAACAGAACAGACGACGACAGCGCCACAACAGAAAGCGCGAUAACGAGGCAGGCAUAUUACCAUACAAAUCAUCAAGAUUUCACAGCAACGAAGCUGAUCAAGUUUUUUGAAGCGAAGAAGCAAUAUUUUCUUACGAUUAUUUUUCUCAAAUAUUCUUUACAUCACUCCGCAUGCCACUGCAAAGCACGAUUUUGCAAUUUCGGCCUUAAAACUUUAUAAAUAGUAAAAGUAUGGUUUUCUUUUUCUUAUAGAAGAUAUUUGUUUACAAACACUUUUUCCAAAAUCAGGCCUUGCAGUGGUGUGCGCCAAGGUAUAAGGAAUAUUUUUAAA
Molecule: messenger RNA, 1394 nt
Organism: Hylaeus anthracinus
Lineage: Eukaryota; Metazoa; Arthropoda; Insecta; Hymenoptera; Colletidae
Exons: 3
Coding region: 1-726 (241 amino acids)
Biological process (GO): regulation of transcription by RNA polymerase II
Cellular component (GO): nucleus
Molecular function (GO): protein dimerization activity
Source: RefSeq, a predicted model, not a curated record